CUAUCCAUAAACCCUUCUACAAUCACUGCACUCGUCCAAACCACCGUAUCCGUAGACAUGGCGGCGACAACGGCGGCGGCCAUUGGCCGGUCACUUCUAACCUUACGAUCAUCCUCUUCGUUCCUUGUCAUGUCCAAGCGUCUGUUUUCGUCUUCAUCUUCCAUAGGUAGAGCUUCUCCCCUACCCGGAUUUUCUCGACCCGUCCGGUCGACGGUUUCUCUUUCACACUCCCUCCGAGUGUUCGCACCAGGUGCGGUUCGCCUGAACACUAUCCGGUGCCGUGUAACCCGCGCCGGAGGUGCUUAUUCUCCUCUGAACUCCGGUUCGAACUUCAGUGAUCGACCACCGACGGAGAUGGCGCCGCUGUUCCCCGGAUGUGAUUACGAGCAUUGGUUAAUCGUGAUGGAUAAGCCCGGCGGUGAAGGCGCCACCAAGCAGCAGAUGAUCGACUGCUAUGUUGAAACCCUAUCUAAAGUUCUAGGAAGUGAGGAAGAAGCAAAGAAGAAGAUAUAUAACGUUUCUUGUGAGAGGUAUUUUGGAUUUGGGUGCGAGAUUGAUGAAGAGACAUCAAACAAGCUUGAAGGGCUGCCUGGUGUGCUUUUUGUGCUACCAGAUUCAUAUGUGGAUGCUGAAAAUAAAGAUUAUGGAGCUGAGCUGUAUGUAAAUGGAGAGAUUGUCCAGAGAUCCCCUGAAAGGCAGAGGAGGGUUGAACCAGUUCCACAAAGAGUGCAAGACAGGCCCAGAUACAAUGAUCGAACAAGAUAUGUCAGGCGUCGUGAAAAUAGCCGCUAGUCAUCUUCACUUAUCAUAUUUAUUUUUCGUUUCAGAUCAGAAAUAUUCUCUCUUUCUCUAGUGUAUGUGGAUGAAUGAAGUAAUGGACGUGUUCAGUUUCUUUGUGCAUGUGUUAGCUGUUGGCUUUUGACACUCAUGGUUCUAUGAUUCUAUUUAUCAAUAUAUACUUAGUAAUCAAUAA
Lactuca sativa (garden lettuce) is the source of this 973-nucleotide messenger RNA. RefSeq names its product multiple organellar RNA editing factor 2, chloroplastic. Lineage: Eukaryota; Viridiplantae; Streptophyta; Magnoliopsida; Asterales; Asteraceae. Gene Ontology annotation, biological process: cytidine to uridine editing; mitochondrial mRNA modification. Gene Ontology annotation, cellular component: mitochondrion. The record is from RefSeq and is a predicted model, not a curated record.